Molecule: messenger RNA, 1344 nt
Organism: Osmerus eperlanus (European smelt)
Lineage: Eukaryota; Metazoa; Chordata; Actinopteri; Osmeriformes; Osmeridae
Exons: 3
Coding region: 60-584 (174 amino acids)
Source: RefSeq, a predicted model, not a curated record
GCGUGAAGUUUGGAAAGUGUGUUCUCAGUUCAUGCUCUGGAGGGAAACAUGGCACAGUCAUGAGCUGGGACAACCGUCACGACUCUACCUCAGUGGGCUUCGACCGGAACACGACCGCGGUUCCGGGCACGGUCGACCACGGCAUGUCCGCAGCGCGCCACGAGCUGAAGGUUUUCAACAUCACCAUGGCAACCCUGGCCUUGUGUGUCCUCGCCCUCACGGCGCUCUACUGCGGUGUCACCUGCCACCAGCGGAGGAGGCAGACUAAGAGAGCGCACGUGUACGAGAGAGCCGUGCGCAGCGUCGACCCGCUCCACCCGGUGGACGUCCGGGCGGUGAAGAGGUCCGCCAGCUUCAGGAACCCACUGGCUCUCUUCAGGAAGCAGGAAGUGCCCAAGGACAACUCCAGGAUCUACUACAUCUACAGCAACCCACUUCCUGUUGGGGUGGAGGAGAGCAGCGCCACCUCUGGUCUGGAGGAGCGGGACCCGCUGCCCAUGAGGGAGCUCACUAUGGAGGACUACGCCAUGGACCCCUCUAGUGGUGUCAUCAUGGACCCGCCCAACUUCUACAUGCAGCUUUAGAUCGAGGUGGACUGUUCCACUUUAGAGGAGGGAGGGGACGGGUGUUUUGUUUCUUUUCAUGCAGAAUGAGGAAUUAAGCAUUAUGUUGUUUUUUUUACAAUGGAUUUUUAUUGAAUCGUCAUAAAACAUUUGAAAUGGUGUGCAUUACAAAAGAAGCCGAGCAUGACACACACACACAGAGAGAGAGAGAGAGAGAGAGAGACACAGAGAGAGAGAGAGAGAGAGAGAGAGAGAGAGAGAGAGAGAGAGAGAGAGAGAGAGAGACACAGAGAGAGAGAGAGACACAGAGAGAGAGAGAGAGAGAGAGAGAGAGAGAGAGAGAGAGAGAGAGGGAGAGAGAGAGAUAAUCACUGCAGAGCCAUCCAUGGAUACCCUCAGGCAAAUGAUUGGAUUAAAUAAGAGUCAGUCAAAAUACUCUUCAGGCGAUUGGCUGGGUUUCCCUGAUCAGCCACUCCAAGGCCUCCUUCCUGCCCUGCCUCUCCAGUUCUGCUCCAAUCGUCUCACGGCAUUGCCUGUGGUACUCAUUCACCCAAUUGCGCUGCAGGACAGAGAAGAGAGUCAGUAAGCGCUCACAUGAUUGGCUGAAUAGUAAUAAUUACAGUACUGUACAGUUUUGUUCUUGUGUAUAUCCAGUAUAUUCUUUUCCUCGUAAGACAUGGUGUCUCACAGUACUUCCACAUGUAACAAGUAAAACCACCACAGGUCACGUCACCUCAGAAUGUGUAAGGCAAACUGUAUGUUUAUCCUAGCGACAAAUAAA